AUGGCACCUGUGAAGAUCAGCCAUGUGGUGUCAUUUUCUUCUCAGGAUCCGAAGUAUCCUGUGGAGAACCUACUGAACCCAGACAGUCACAGGGGACCUUGGCUCAGCUGUCCUCAGGAUAAAAGUAGGCAACUAAAAGUGGAACUACAGUUGGAGAGAGCAGUACCCAUUGGCUACAUCGAUGUGGGUAACUGUGGCUGUGCUUUCCUACAGAUUGAUGUGGGUCGUUCUUCUUGGUCCCUGGACAGACCUUUCGUCACCCUUCUCCCUGCAACCAUGCUAAUGUCUCUAGCUGAUUCAAAGCAAGGAAAGAAUCGCUCAGGGGUCCGCAUGUUUAAAGAUGAUGAUUUUCUGGCUCCAGCCUCAGGUGAGUCAUGGGAUCGACUUCGCCUCACCUGCUCCCAGCCCUUCACAUGUCACCAAACCUUUGGCCUGGCCUUCCUGCGGGUUCGUUCUUCUCUGGACUUGUUAGAUGACUCCAUGUCAGGCCCCUCAGGCCCUCUGAGCUCUGGAACAAACCAGGGAUCUCCUGAUGCUCAGGAGUCUAGUCCUAGUCCCUGGCUGGCUAAUUCUUCCAUCCGGAGGACAUUCUUUCCAGAUCCCCAGAGGAGCCCCAAGAAAAUUUCAGAGCUCAAGAAUAUUCUGAAACAGCUCCAGCCGGGGACUCUGGGGCGGUCAGCCCAAAUGGUACUUUCAGCUGCCCGCAGGAUGCCCCCUGCUAAUAUGGAAGAGCCAAGGAACACCCACACAGAACCAGGUGGCAGUCAUCAAGAUCACUUGGAAACCAGACCCAAGGAGCAAAAUUCAGAGAAUGGCUCCAGCAGGAGGAAGAGACAGAAAAUACACAAACCUCACAGAAUCCUAUCUAAAUCCAGCUAUCGACCAAAUAGAAGGGGGACAACACAAAAACGUCAACCUCAAACCCAAAGCAAUGGACAGAAACAACAGCGUCAACCUCAAACUCAAAGCAUUUGUGUCCAGGAGAGUGGACAAUGUCCCAUUUGCACUGGCUCCUUCACUGUUGAGAUUCUACCCCUGCACGCUGCCACUUGUGGAGAGACCUCCCCACCUCAUCCAUCCUCUCCCUCUUCAUCAUCAUCUUCCUCCCAGUCUCCACAACCCAACUGGACAGAGAUCAUGAACAAAAAGCUGAAGUUCCCACCUCUACUCCUGGGUGCCAUUCAGGAGGGACGCCUGGGUCUUGUGCAGCAGCUGCUAGAGUCAGUAGAGGCCACAGGUGGUGGUGGGCCCCUGCGGAAUGUAGAAGAGGCCGAAGACCGCUCAUGGAGGGAAGCCCUCAACUUGGCCAUCCGCCUGGGCCACGAGGCCAUCACUGAUGUACUCUUGGUCAAUGUCAAGUUUGACUUCCGGCAGAUCCAUGAAGCACUGCUAGUGGCGGUGGAUACAAACCAGCCAGCAGUGGUGCGUCGCCUACUGGCCCGGCUGGAUCGGGAGAAGGGCCGUAAAGUAGACACUAGGUCCUUCUCACUGGCUUUCUUUGACUCAUCAAUCGAUGGCUCCCGCUUUGCACCUGGUAUCACUCCACUCACCCUGGCCUGCCAAAAGGACUUGUAUGAGAUUGCCCAGCUGCUUAUGGAUCAGGGCCACACUAUCGCCCGGCCACACCCAGUCUCCUGUGCCUGCCUUGAGUGUGGCAAUGCCCGCCGCUAUGACCUGCUGAAGUUCUCCCUGUCCCGCAUCAACACCUACCGCGGCAUUGCCAGCAGGGCCCACCUCUCACUAGCCAGUGAGGAUGCCAUGCUGGCUGCCUUCCAGCUCAGUCGCGAGCUCAGGCGUCUUGCUCGCAAGGAGCCCGAGUUUAAGCCUGAGUAUAUUGCACUGGAGUCACUGAGCCAGGACUAUGGCUUUGAGCUGCUGGGCAUGUGCCGGAACCAGAGCGAGGUCACUGCUGUGCUCAAUGACCUGGGCGAAGACAGUGAGACUGAGGCUGAGGGCCUGGGCCAGGCCUUUGAAGAGGGCAUCCCCAACCUGGCAAGGCUGCGACUGGCUGUCAACUACAAUCAAAAGCGGUUUGUAGCCCACCCCAUCUGCCAACAAGUCCUGUCCUCCAUCUGGUGUGGGAACUUGGCCGGCUGGCGUGGAAGCACCACCAUCUGGAAGCUCUUUGUCGCUUUCCUCAUCUUCCUCACCAUGCCCUUCCUCUGCCUUGGCUACUGGCUGGCACCCAAGUCCCGGCUGGGCCACUUGCUAAAGAUUCCCGUGCUGAAGUUCCUGCUGCAUUCGGCCUCCUAUCUGUGGUUCCUCAUCUUCCUGCUGGGAGAGUCCCUGGUUAUGGAGACACAGCUCAGCACCUUCCGUGGCCGCAGCCAGAGCGUCUGGGAGACUUCCCUACACAUGGUUUGGGUCACAGGCUUCCUCUGGUUUGAGUGUAAGGAGGUGUGGAUCGAGGGCCUGCGCAGUUACCUCCUGGAUUGGUGGAACUUCUUGGAUGUAGUUAUUCUCUCUCUGUACCUGGCAGCCUUUGCACUGCGCCUCCUUCUGGCUGGACUUGCCCACAUGCACUGCCAGUAUGCCCCGGAUGGAACUGCCUGCCACUAUUUCACCACUGCUGAGAGAAGUGAGUGGCGCACUGAGGAUCCCCAGUUCUUGGCUGAGGUGCUCUUUGCUGUCACCAGCAUGCUCAGCUUCACCCGCCUGGCCUACAUUCUGCCAGCUCAUGAGUCACUGGGCACUUUGCAGAUUUCCAUUGGCAAAAUGAUUGACGACAUGAUGCGAUUCAUGUUCAUCCUAAUGAUCAUCCUGACUGCCUUCCUCUGUGGCCUCAACAACAUCUACGUGCCCUACCAAGAGACAGAGCGGCUGGGCAAUUUCAACGAGACAUUCCAGUUUCUGUUCUGGACCAUGUUUGGCAUGGAGGAGCACAGUGUGGUAGACAUGCCUCAGUUUCUGGUGCCUGAAUUCGUUGGCCGGGCCCUCUAUGGCAUCUUUACCAUCGUCAUGGUCAUAGUGCUGCUCAACAUGCUCAUUGCCAUGAUCACUAACUCCUUCCAGAAGAUUGAGGAUGAUGCUGAUGUAGAGUGGAAGUUUGCUCGCUCCAAGCUCUACCUGUCAUACUUCAGAGAGGGGCUGACACUGCCUGUGCCUUUUAACAUUCUGCCCUCCCCAAAGUCCAUCUUCUACCUUCUCAGGAGAAUUUUCCGGUUCAUUUGCUGUUGCUGCUCCUGCUAUAAAACCAAGAAGCCAGACUAUCCCCCAAUUCCCACCUUUGUCAAUCCCGGGGCAGGGACCGAGCCUAUGGAGGGAGAACGAGGAUCCUACCGGCUUCGUGUCAUCAAGGCCCUGGUUCAACGCUACAUAGACACUGCCCGGCGUGAGUUUGAGGAGACUCGUCGGAAAGACCUCGGCAACAGACUGACAGAGCUGACAAAGACUGUGUCUCGUCUACAAAGUGAGGUGGCUGGUAUGCAGCGGACUCUGGCAGAAGGAGGGACACCCCGGCCCACUGAUGGUGCCAGCAUCCUCAGUCGCUAUAUCACUCGAGUGCGUAAUAGCUUCCAGAACCUGGGGCCCCCCAUCCCUGAGACCCCAGAGUUGAUAAUGCCAGUGAUUGCAGAAACCCAAGAAUCUGCAGAAACUGAGCCUCAGGACACUGGGGGAACUAGGGCUUCAGCUUCUGGUGAGCCUGGACCCUCUUCCCCAGCUCAUGUGCUAGUACAUAGGGAGCAGGAAACUGAGGGGCCUGGAGAUCUGCCCCAGGAGGAGGGUUUGGGAACCUAG
Messenger RNA from Chrysochloris asiatica (Cape golden mole), 3738 nucleotides. RefSeq names its product short transient receptor potential channel 2-like. Gene Ontology annotation, biological process: regulation of cytosolic calcium ion concentration; single strand break repair; calcium ion transmembrane transport. Gene Ontology annotation, cellular component: nucleus; cation channel complex; membrane. Lineage: Eukaryota; Metazoa; Chordata; Mammalia; Afrosoricida; Chrysochloridae. Gene Ontology annotation, molecular function: inositol 1,4,5 trisphosphate binding; damaged DNA binding; store-operated calcium channel activity. The transcript has 21 exons. Bases 1 to 3738 code for a protein of 1245 amino acids. The record is from RefSeq and is a predicted model, not a curated record.